Molecule: messenger RNA, 2512 nt
Organism: Rubroshorea leprosula
Lineage: Eukaryota; Viridiplantae; Streptophyta; Magnoliopsida; Malvales; Dipterocarpaceae
Source: the annotation of a GenBank genome assembly
AUGUUGCCGUCACUGCUGACCGUUAAGUCCCAAACGGUCAGCAGUUAAACCCAUCUCUUUUUUUUUUUUCCACAUAUGCUGCCUCACUCAGCCAGCAGAGCAGCCAUGCUGGUCAAGAUCAACACCCUGCUCCAGGGAUACUCUGGCAUUCGAUUUGAAAUUUUAGAGGCAAUCACAAAGUUCCUCAACCAGAACAUCACUCCAUGCUUGCCACUCUGCAGCACAAUCACCGCCUCCGGCGAUCUCGUUCCCCUGUCCUACAUAGCUGGAUUGCUUACGGGCCGUCCAAAUUCUAAGUCGGUAGGACCCAACGGAGAAACCCUCAAUGCCAAGGAAGCCUUCCGGCUAGCUGGAAUCGAAUCGGGGUUCUUCGAAUUGCGGCCAAAGGAAGGGUUUGCUUUGGUCAACGGCACUGCAGUUGGGUCCGGUUUGGCCUCAAUUGUUCUCUACGAGGCAAACAUACUCGCUGUCUUAUCGAAGAUUCUAUCGGCAAUUUUCGCUGAAGUGAUGAAUGGGAAGCCCGAAUUCACAGACCACUUGACCCAUAAAUUGAAGCACCAUCCCGGCCAAAUUGAACCAGCUGCGAUAAUGGAGCACAUUCUCGAUGGCAGCUCUUAUAUCAAAGUCGCCCAGAAAUUGCACGAAAUGGAUCCCCUGCAUAAUUGUAAGGGCAGACCGCAGAACCCAAUUGCUUUAAUUGAAGAGUGGGAGAGAAGAAGCAGAAUGGCAAAGGGCAUAGCUGAGGUGGGUAUUGAAGAAUUGGCUAAGGCCGGUGCUUUAAGCGCAGAGGAGGCCACAGAAAUCCAUAAAGUCAUCCGACAAGCCAUAGCAGCAGCAGAAGCCAAGGGGUCUGACCCAAGAGAGGUAUGGCGGGAAGUGGUGUCCAGAAAAGUGUUAAAGCCAUGGCACCCACAUUCGCUGCAUCAGUUGGUCUACUACUCUGUGUAUUCCAAUUGGGAUUCCUCCACCAAUGGCCCUCCCCUUUAUUGGUUCCCCUCCUUAUAUCAAUCUAAACUUACAAACUUAGGACGUGUAAUGGAAACUUAUGGUCCAAGUCGAGUUGUAGAAGCUGCACCACAUAAAGCAAUAGUACUCCCUGUAAGUGGGAAUGAUAUAGACAUCAAAUUAAGAGAACAGGAUAUAUCAUGGAGAGAUUUCCUUUCCAGUAUCAAUCAACAUCCAAGACCACCUUAUUACUCUCCAGUUUAUCAGCCAAUAGACUCCACAAUUAAUAUACUCUUUUCAUCUGGAACCACAGGAGAUCCAAAAGCUAUUCCAUGGACACAACUUUCCCCAAUUCGCAGUGCUUCUGAUGGAUGGGCUCACAUUGACAUUGGAGUUGGAGAUGUUUACUGCUGGCCCACAAAUCUAGGCUGGGUGAUGGGGCCUAUCUUACUUUUCUCAGCCUUUUUAAGUGGUGCAACACUUGCUUUGUAUCAUGGUUCUCCUCUAGGCCGCAGUUUUGGAAAAUUUGUCCAGGAUGCUGGUGUGACUAUUUUGGGUACAGUUCCAAGCUUAGUAAAAACUUGGAAGAGUACAAACUGUAUGGAAGGCUUGGACUGGUCAAAGAUAAAAUCAUUUGCAAGCACCGGAGAAGCCUCCAAUGUUGAUGAUGACCUUUGGCUUUCUUCAAAAUCAUACUACAAGCCCAUUAUUGAAUGUUGUGGAGGCACAGAACUUGCAUCAUGCUACAUCCAAGGGAGUCCAUUGCAGCCACAAGCUUUUGGAGCAUUUAGCACUCCAUCAUUGACAGCAGGAUUGGUCAUCCUUGAUGAAAAUGGAGUUCCUUAUCCGGAUGAUGUAGCUUGUGUUGGUGAAGUGGGUUUAUUCCCUCUGUACCUGGGAGCAACUGAAAGAUUGCUUAAUGCUGAUCAUGAGGAAGUUUACUUCAAGGGAAUGCCAAUGUAUAAAGGAAUGCGCCUCAGGAGGCAUGGGGAUGUCCUUAAGAGAACUGUUGGGGGCUAUCUUGUAGUCCAGGGCAGGGCUGAUGAUACUAUGAAUCUUGGUGGCAUUAAGACAAGUUCUGUUGAAAUUGAGCGUGUGUGUGACCGGGCUGAUGAAAGCAUCCUGGAGACUGCUGCUGUCAGUGUAGCACCACCAGGUGGUGGCCCAGAAUUGUUGGUAAUAUUUGUGGUGCUAAAGAAAGGAUUUGAUCAUCAACCAGAUAAGUUGAAGAUGAUAUUCUCAAAAGCCAUUCAAAGGAACCUCAACCCAUUGUUUAAGGUGAGCUCUGUUAAGUUAGUCCCGGACUUUCCCCGAACUGCUUCUAACAAGUUAUUAAGAAGAGUUUUGAGGGAUCAAGUGAAGCAAGAACUCUCAGUUCGAAGUAGAAUGUAAUGCCAACAUCAUCUUUCCUUCAAGCUGAGCGUCUCUGUUUGAUUACGUUUCUUGUUAUAAUUCCCUUUCUCUAUAAUCACUGUAUUAAUUGAAUGAUAGCGGAUUCAAUUGAUAUAACUGUUUGAUUUUAUAAUGGUUAGUGAUUGUUAUUUAAUAUUAAAUGAUUAAUAAGAAC